Gamsiella multidivaricata is the source of this 859-nucleotide messenger RNA. RefSeq names its product cyclophilin B precursor. The transcript is spliced from 6 exons. The record is from RefSeq and is a predicted model, not a curated record. Gene Ontology annotation, molecular function: peptidyl-prolyl cis-trans isomerase activity. NCBI's taxonomy places the organism in Eukaryota, Fungi, Mortierellomycota, Mortierellomycetes, Mortierellales, Mortierellaceae. Gene Ontology annotation, biological process: protein folding; protein peptidyl-prolyl isomerization. Gene Ontology annotation, cellular component: fungal-type vacuole; endoplasmic reticulum. The coding region runs from base 83 to 697 and encodes 204 amino acids.
GUUAUUACUUUCGGUGACAUCAUCAGGGCUAUAAAACCGCGGCCUCAUCAUCCUCUCCUCUUCAUCACUACCCCUCUCCGCCAUGAUUUCAUUCAAGCGCACUCUCAUCUGCUUUAUGGCCAUCAUGGUCCUUGCCAUCACGGCCCAGGCUGGCAAGGGACCCGUUAUCACCAACAAGGUCUACUUCGAUAUCGAGCAGGGUGGCAAACCACUUGGCCGCAUUGUCAUUGGCCUCUUCGGAAAGACUGUCCCUAAGACCAGCGAGAACUUCCUCGAGCUCGCCAAGGGCACCAAGGGAUUCGGUUACGCUGGUUCCUCCUUCCACCGUGUUAUCAAGCAAUUCAUGAUUCAAGGAGGCGACUUUACCAAUGGCGAUGGCACUGGAGGAAAGUCGAUCUACGGCGCCAAGUUUGCUGACGAGAAUUUCAAGCUUCGUCAUACCGGUCCCGGAAUCUUGAGCAUGGCUAACGCCGGCAAGGACACCAACGGAUCUCAGUUCUUCAUCACCACCGUCAAGACCUCGUGGUUGGAUGGACGCCAUGUUGUAUUCGGCACGGUGAUGGAGGGUAUGGAUAUUGUUACUGCGAUCGAGAACGCGCCCACGCUCCAUGGCGACCGCCCCAAGGAGGAUGUCAAGAUCGCCGCGUCGGGAGAAAUCGAGAUGGAUGCCGACAAGGUUGUCCACGCAGAAUUGUAAAGAUAGGAACAGCGAUCUUGCUAUUUAUUACGACCCUGAUACAAUAAAAAUUCCCGAGGUUUGGCGCGUAGAACUACAAAACAAGCAAAUUAAACCGCGUUCUGCGUACCUGAAAGUGGCUUUGUGUUGUCGUCUUUCUACCGGCGCGUCCACUUUCUUGGG